AUGGCAGUGGAAGAAGAACGGUGGUCAUAUAUGCCUCAUGACCUGCUAUCCAAAAUUGCGGAUGAGCUAGAGCUCAUGGACUUUCUCAGUUUCCGAUGUGUCUGCAAAGACUGGCACAUUGCUUCUUCAAAAGUCUCACAUGAAGAUAAAUCUUCUAAGUGUGAACCUUGGUUCCUCGUUUACGAAGGAGAAGGUUCUCAGUGUUCGUUGUUGAGCAGCAAGCAUAAACGCUACAUCAGCCAUAUCCCAGAACUGGAAGGGGCAGAAUGCCUUGCAUCGUGUGAAGGAUGGUUACUUCUGUUUCGUGAGGGCUCUUUGUUCUUUUUUUGCCCAUUUUCAAAGGCAAAAAUAGAUCUUCCAAAUUGUCCAAUCGGCGAAGUAACUGACCACGUUGCAGCAUUUUCAUCUGCUCCCACUGGUCAAAAUUGCACUGUUGUUGUGCUUAACUGUUUGAGUAACUUUGAGUUACAACUUUUCAUGAUUUGCAGGGGAGAGAAGGCGUGGACCAGGCACUCCUAUGAGGGUUUCAAUUUUAUAACAAUGAGGACAGCUUUGUUCUACGAAGGGGAUGAGUUUCACUUUUUGGACGGGGAAUAUGGUUUGGUUAGCUUCCGUUCUAAAAGCAGUGAAUGGAAGAGAUAUUAUGUGACUCGAUCAACAGCUCCUUCCCCGAAUGCGGUAGUUUUGAAGUACAGGAUAAGUGAGAACUUUUUUCAACACCAUAAUAAUAAUGGUGAAGUGACAUUCUUAGAGGCAAAUGAUUCAAUUUCUACUGUGGGAACUACAGUUCAACGAGAUACUGGUAAUUAUGACUUGUUAAUUGGGAAUGAAAGCAUAAAGGCGCCCAAGGAAUCUGAAAGCCGUCAUUUUAAAGGAGUAUGGAUCAAACCUAAAUAUUGCUAUGUUCCUCCAGAUCAGACAUGGUAA
Messenger RNA from Vigna radiata var. radiata (mung bean), 927 nucleotides. Its product is annotated as F-box protein At3g56470-like. The transcript has a single exon. NCBI's taxonomy places the organism in Eukaryota, Viridiplantae, Streptophyta, Magnoliopsida, Fabales, Fabaceae. Bases 1 to 927 code for a protein of 308 amino acids. Gene Ontology annotation, molecular function: protein binding. The record is from RefSeq and is a predicted model, not a curated record.